Molecule: messenger RNA, 750 nt
Organism: Triticum turgidum subsp. durum (durum wheat)
Lineage: Eukaryota; Viridiplantae; Streptophyta; Magnoliopsida; Poales; Poaceae
Source: the annotation of a GenBank genome assembly
AUGAGGGUUCACCAUCUGCAUGUGCCCUCCUACCUGGAGAAAGCGGCCUCGGCGUCUUCUCCGUCGCCGGCUACGGCACCGUCCACCUCUCCUCCCUCGGCCCUGUUCCCUUACGGGGCCUUCCAGUGCCUCCGCCCGCUCGCGCCCAAGAUCUCGCUCCCGGACCAGCCGAGGAAGCUGGUCGCGCCGCCCGACGUCCUCGGCCGCGUCAGGAACGCCACCAAGCUGCUCAGUUGCACCGUCAGAAACCACACCGCCAUGGGAAGUGACCAUGUGAAAAUAUACUCGCAGGUGCAAGUGCCGGUGGGAGGGACGACGCGGUGGAACCCGUCGGCGGAGCAGAUCAAGGUGCUGGAGGCGCUGUACCGCGGCGGGAUGCGCACCCCGAACUCGGCCCAGAUCGAGCGCAUCACGGAGGAGCUCGGCAGGCACGGCCGGAUCGAGGGCAAGAACGUCUUCUACUGGUUCCAGAACCACAAGGCCCGGGAGCGGCAGAAGCAGAAGCGCGCCGCCCUCCUCACCCUCAGCACCCUCGACUCUUCCUCCCCGCCUGCAACGGCGACGACCAAGGAUGGAGCAGGUGAUGAUGAGAAGGAAGCUUGCGACGAUGAGACGAUGAGGUGCAAGCGGCGGUGCAGGACGUGGGGCGAUGGGCAUGGCGACGCGGUGGCGGAGGUGGCCGCCGACGGCUGCACGGAUAACGUUACCCUGGAGCUCUUCCCGUUGCGUCCGCAGGGGAAAGCUGCGUAG